Molecule: messenger RNA, 4741 nt
Organism: Rhea pennata
Lineage: Eukaryota; Metazoa; Chordata; Aves; Rheiformes; Rheidae
Gene: LRCH1
Product: leucine rich repeats and calponin homology domain containing 1
Exons: 19
Coding region: 35-2083 (682 amino acids)
Molecular function (GO): protein binding
Source: RefSeq, a predicted model, not a curated record
ACCACCGCAGCGGCGAGGCGGGCGCGGGGGAAAGAUGGCGACGCUGGGCGGCGAGUCGCAGCCCUUCCCCGCCGCUGCCCUGGCGGCGGUGGCGGCGGGCGGCGGCGGCGGGUCGCUGGGUUCGCAGGCGCCGCUGACCCGCGGUCUGGAGCGGGCGCUGGAGGAGGCGGCGCACUCCGGGGGGCUCAACCUGAGCGGCAGGAAGCUGAAGGAGUUCCCGCGCAGCGCCGCCGCCCUCAGCCACGACCUCUCCGACACGGUGCGCGCAGAUCUAUCCAAGAAUAGAUUAACUGAGGUUCCUAUGGAGUUGUGCCAUUUCGUGUCACUGGAAACUCUAAACUUAUACCACAAUUGUAUUAAAAUUAUACCAGAUGCAAUAGUGAACUUACAAAUGCUGACUUACUUAAAUUUGAGUCGAAAUCAGCUUUCUUCUUUGCCAGCUUGCCUAUGCGGUCUUCCUCUAAAAGUUUUAAUUGCAAGUAACAAUAAGCUAGGUUCCCUCCCAGAAGAGAUAGGUCAGCUGAAACAGUUAAUGGAACUGGAUGUCAGCUGUAAUGAAAUCACAGCUUUGCCACAGCAGAUAGGCCAGCUGAAAUCUUUGAAAGAACUGAAUAUCAGAAGAAAUUACCUCGAAGUUUUACCCCAAGAACUAGUACAGCUUCCCUUGGUAAAGUUCGACUUUUCCUGCAAUAAAGUGCUUGUGAUUCCAAUUUGUUUUAGAAAGAUGGUGCAAUUACAAGUAUUAUUGCUUGAAAACAAUCCUUUACAGUCUCCACCAGCACAAAUUUGUACAAAGGGUAAGGUGCAUAUAUUCAAAUAUCUGAGUGUACAGGCCUGUCAGAUUAAAUCAGCAGACUCACUGUAUCUUAAUGCCAUAGAACAACCGCAUUUGCCACAACCUGUGGAAGAGAGCAUUGAUGACAUCUACCCAAGUAAGAAGGACUCUGAUUCAGGUGUUGGUAGUGAUAAUGGUGACAAACGUUUGUCAGCAACAGAGCCAUCUGAUGAAGAUACUCUUAGCUUUAAUGUCCCAAUGUCAGAUAUUGUGGAAGAAGAUCAAUUUGUAAAAGAAGAUUCAAGUCACCAUGCUAACUCAAGAAAAGUGGAAUUCCAUCAGGGAUCUUCUCACUUGAUUGUCAAUGACAAGUCAAGAGAAACAGGAAACCAGUUUGCUGAUGAAUCGGAUACUCUUACUACUGAAUUUAUGAGUUACAUUAAGAGCAGAGCAGCAGAGUGUGAUGAAUUACUGAGAAUAGAAGAGGACACACAAUGGCAAACGGAAGAAAUAGUAAAUUUGCCAGAAGAACAAACAAUUGAUAUAGCAAUGAUAGAACAACUAAGAGAAGCAGUAGAUUUAUUACAGGACCCCAGCAGUCAAAUGCAGGUGGAGAUGUCCUCCCUUGGUCAGAAAGAAAAUACUGAAGAGGAACUAGAAUUUCAGAGGAGGAGGGAAUUGAUUAUGGAGAAAGCCAAGACUGAAGCAAGAAUGUGUGAACAGGGUAAAAACUGGUCAUUGAGUCAGAAUGAUGUAGUUGUUUGGAAUACAAGUGCACAAAGCUCUCACAAUGAGAACAAGGAUAAAAGUCCAACAAUGUCUCCUACUGCAAACAACAUGAUCCCCUUUGGUCUGAAGCCACGAUCAGUGUUCUUAAGACCACAGAGAAAUUUGGAAUCAAUAGACCCGCAAUUUACAAUUCGAAGGAAAAUGGAGCAGAUGAGAGAAGAGAGAGAGCUUGUGGAACAGCUACGUGAGAACAUUGAAACAAGACUAAAGAUUUGUUUGCCUGAAGACUUGGGGUCUGCCCUGAUGGAUGGUGUAGUUCUUUGCCAUUUAGUAAAUCACGUUCGUCCUCGAUCUGUAGGAAGUAUUCAUGUACCAUCACCAGCAGUACCUAAACUUAGCAUGGCCAAAUGCAGGAGAAAUGUGGAAAACUUUCUGGAUGCCUGUAGAAAACUGGGGAUACCAGAGGAGAAGCUCUGCCUACCACAUCACAUCCUAGAAGAAAAGGGCUUGGUAAAAGUGAGCAUAACAGUUCAAGCAUUAAUAGAUGUAACCACAGUGAAACAAGCUUUAUUCACAUGAAACUACUAUUUCUGCUGUAACCAGCUCCCACUGUGCCAUCCAAGAAUCAAAAUACUGCCCAUCUUUUCAAACUGCGUUGAAAAAACAGUGCUUCAAGAGUAUUCUUACACUUCUGGUGUCAAAAUCACCUUUCAGACUGUAAAGGCACGUCAAACUACAAACCAGAAUCUAAACAGGAGCAUUUUAUAGAGCAAACCGGCGCUUCACUGCUUUCAUAGCUCACUUUGUACAGUACUUACUAAAACAGCCACCUCUCUGCCACUUAAAAUUGUGUGGAGUACCGCUGUCUUGCAGCAAGAUACCUUCAUAUUAUUAAACUAAGAAUCAUCGUAAUCAUUUUGGUGGGGAAGGAAGGAGAGUAAAUCAGACUUCAACCAUAUUAGGUUUUUCUGCAGUUGCUUCAGGCCAUUGCCUUUUAAAAAUAUCCAGACAUAAAAUAUUUAUAUAAAUAUUAUUUAUUAGUGAGUUGUUAUUCAUCCUUUGGAUGCAAAAUGUAAAUUAGGAAACUGUAUUUUAUUACUGCUUUUUUGUGGUUAAACACUUUAUUUUAAUAUAAAUAUUUAGUUAUUUUUUAUUCUACUUGGUGUGCAGUAGCUCUAGAUCUCCGUAAAUUGUAUUUUCUAAUAUGUAAGAUAAAAAGUAAACAAAAUAGGUGCUUUUACUAAAAGAACAGCUAGCUGGGAUGACAUUCUUUAUUUUUGGAUUUGUGGAACAUUGGUAAAAUUUGGUCUGCAUUCCACUUAGUUUCCUACAUUCCAGUAGCACUUUUCCCUCUGCUACACUAAAUUGGCUGAAACUGAGAGCACACCCAUUUUAUUUGUAUAUAGGUGUUAAAAAAAAAAGACAUAAACUUGAAAAAAAAAAAUGUGAACAAAUAUUUUUGAUUGAUACUUAUUUUACUAUGCACAAGACAUUAAACUAUUGCCACAACAAAAUGAAUGAUGUGCAUUAGGAUCAUGUGUCUUGAAAUGUAAUUUUGCACUGUAACUUGAUUUUCUUUAAAGACUACAGCACUACAGAACAAAUAAUGAAAAAAUACAAGAACGUUAAUGAGAAGUUUCAUCAGGUAGCCAGAAAAUUAAUUUUUUUUUUCUUCAAUGAUUCCUUCAAGAGAGCCUAAAAUUAUUAAAAUUGGUAAAGGCGAUCUUAAAGACCUGAUCUUCCAGAUGCUACCUGCUGGGCGCAGUGCUUCUCCUUGGAGACUCCAUCAGUCACUUGAGUCCAGCAGUUUCCCACUGAACUAAGCACAAUGUUCUGUAGUGAAUGUUUGCAGGAUCAGACCUCUCAUCCCAAAGCAGCAAUAGGAAAAGUGACUCUUACAUUAUUAUUACUUUACAUUUUGAAGAGAUUUUUAAAAGCGUAAUUUAUUAUUAUAACAUCACGUAUAUUUUGGAUCAAAAAGUUCCAGCACAGGAACUAUCACAGUGUCUGGAACAUCCCUUUUUCUUUUAUGUGAGAAGCUAGUGAUGUAACUUCAGCAAAGGGGACAGGGAAGUUGCAUGUGGCGAAAAGGCUCGCUGUCAGGGGUCAGUGCUGCGAAUAAGCACGUAGGGUUUGAAAUGCAUUGAAACACAAGCGAGGCGAUGCGGUGGGAGAAUUAAAUAGCAGGAGAACGUGGAGAAAACGAUUGCACGAAGACUUUUUGAAAGAAGGAUGCGUACUUGUCACUGCUGCGUAUCUCGGCAGGGUUACGCGCAUGUUCACCCAGACACCGCGUUUAAAACCACCAGUAUGCCAAUAGCAGAUUUGUAAUCUUUAAUACAGUACUUGAAUGCAGACUAUGCUUUUUAACAUCACAAAUUGCCAAUGUACUGGAAUAUAUUGAUAGCAACUUGUAAGGAGGAGAAAAGUGGUCUCGUGGACAGUAAGACAUACAGUAUGCAUAGAAUAGCCAGUUACUUCAACCAAAGCAAGAGCUUUUGUUCUGUAGAGGGAACAUUGACUUAAAUUGUAAUUCUUGAUUGGCAGCUAGUAUAUUGUUUCCUAUAAAAUGUACUGUGCACUUUAACACUAAAUUAAAAUGUAUUUUAAUAUUUUACAGAGCUGCACAAAUAUCUGUUUUGUCAAAAAGCACGAACAAUGUAAAGAAAAUACAUUUUCAACUCAGAGUUUAUCAAAUUUUAAAAGCAUUCAAAGAUUGAGUAUAAAAAUAGGAAUAUUGAUUUCUGCAUCUUGAGGGAUAAAAUGCAGGUUUCCUGAGUAUUUUUUUACAAUGUAUAUAUGGCAACAUGAAGCUUUGUAAUUAUUAUUUUGACAAAUCUUGUUUUUCAUAAUUAAAUUUGUUUUCUCCUGAUAACGUCUUUCAGUAAUUGCUUCAAGUUGGCUGUAAAUAGCUCUAAAUAUUUUGUAAUACAGCUUUUUUUAUGCAGUCUUAACCUGUACGGCUAAAAAAAAAAUCUUCAUGAAUCUUUGUACACUAUUUAUAUGUGCAAUAAAACAUGCAUGGCAAACCUAUAGUACCAUAAGCAGUGAACAUAAUGUAUAUAGAAAGUCUUUACUGUAGUUACAAUUAAACUAUAUUAUUUGUAGAAACCAACUACUGACUACCCCUGUGACUGACAGUUUAUUGUAAAAAGAUGUUUGGAGAGCUUAAAAUUGUGAACGAUGGACAAAGUAUUUCGGGUUGGAGUUGAUGACUAGAUUACACAAAUAAAGGUA